UUAAAGAACAGUGCGCGUAUGGCACUGAGGGACGUGGCCGGUGGGCACCGUGGGAAUGGGCUGGUGGUCGGGCUGGAUGAUCUCAGAGGUCUUUCCCAAACUUAAUGAUUCUAUUCUAGGAUUCUAACGAAAGCAGAAGCCUGCUGCCGCUCCAAAACGAAGCGAUAAUCGCGCCCUGCCCUCGCCGCCCUCCCCCAAGGCCCCGCUCCCUCAGCCGCCCCCUCCCACGCCUUGCGGCCCCGGGGCGGUGUGCGCACGCGCAGGGCCAGCGGCGGGAAACUGCACCGAAGGCGGCAGCGCGUGCGACCGGCGGCUGUGCGGCGGCGGCGCCACGCGGUGGGGGCUCCUGGUGGUUAAACGCGCUUUGGGCUCCUUCAGCGGGCUCUGAUUUGUGGCUGAAGGGAGUCUGUGGUGUUUCAGGGGCAGUCAUGAGUUCUGUCACGGGUGUUUGCAUGGACGAAGGCACGGAGAACGGAAAAGCUGAGGAUGUUGUGGGCUGUCACGUUGAAGAUGCCAUAACAUUUUGGGCACAGAAUAUCAGUAGCUGUAACGACCUCUUGAAAUUAAGUUGUGCUCUGGCAGAAGCUUGUCCUCGGGCUCAAGCAGCAUUUGGCAAGCUUGAUUUUAAUAAGAUUUAUGGUGGCUGUUUCUCUGAAGAUAGAUGUUGGUACAGAUGUAUGGUGCAGCGUAUGAUCAACAGUGAAAAGUGUCAGGUAUUAUACAUUGACUAUGGAAAUUCUGAGGUUAUAAAUAGAUCAGAAAUAGUUGAAAUUCCUGAAAACUUGCAAUAUCCAAGUGUUGCCAAGAAGUACAGGCUCUGGGGACUGCAGUUACCAGCUGAUCAGAACUUAAACAUGUUUGACCAGGGGAAGACGUUCUUGGGUAGCCUAGUUUUUGAAAAAGCAAUAAAAGUACGGCAGAAGGCCAGGCAGAAGGAUGAUAUCAUUCUUGUCCAGGCAGAAUGUGAAAAAGUAGACAUUGGAGAAGAGGUGGCCAAGGCGGGGUUUGCUGAAAAGUGCAGAUCUCCAGGAAGCACUGAAGAUGUGGAAAAGAGAGAAGAUGCCAUGCAAAACCAGCGUAAGAAGAUGAAAGCUCCUGCUCCUCUGUGGGUGAACAGGCCUGGUCACGUGCUGUGCAACCGUCCCAGAACAGUCUUGGACCCUGUAGCUGCCAGUGCAAGGAAUCAGGUUUUUGCUGGAAACCGUGUGAUUCUUACAAAAGACAAAACACCAGCUUCUGCCCCAGUGCUUAACAGAAGUUUGGCAUGUGUAAGAGAUCAGAACCUGGCUGAAGGGAGUGACAUCUUUGAAGAAGAGAAAGAAACUCAAAGAAAGGAGAAUGUAAAUCUGUUGAGAAGACAGAAGGAACUAGAACUGGAAGUUGAGCAUCUGAAAGGUGAACUUCAGACGAUUAAUCAAGAGAAGGAAGUAUCCAGGAAAACAGCUGAGUAUCUCGAGGAAACCCUAAAUAAGUACAUUGGAACAAAAAUGAAAGAUUUGGCUGCUAAGGUGAAGAUGUUGAAAGAAAUUAGGCGUGCAAAAAAGAAUGCAGGUUUUGGGGAGCAGCUUUCACAAGCCAUAAAAGUGGUUACAGAAGGAAAUAUCACUGUUCCGUCUUCCUUGGAAAAAUUGCAGAAGCUUUGGUCGGAGUAUGACUUGGCUCAGGAGAUGAUUCAGUUAUGCAAAAACGUGGAUGAAAGAGAUGAGUUGAUUAUAAAAAGAAAUGAGGUGCAGCAAAAUUUGUAUUCUGCAGUUAAAGAAUUUAUUUUGGAAGUGGAUCAACUGUUCAUCUGUGAACGCUCGAACAUACUACAGGAACUGUCUGUUUCUCUGGAGAUGAUUUAUGGUCAAGUUUGUGAAUUAAAUGAUUCUGAAGAGGUAUUUCAACAGUUCCUUACGUGGAAACAUGCUAAAAUAGAGGAGUUCAUUGAUAUUAGAAAUAAUACAGAUGCUGCUUUGCAGAUUCUCACUGACUUGUUCAGUGGCAUCCUAAAGUGUUUUGACCUGAGCUUAGAAGCAUCGUCUGAUACAGAGGAAGUUCCUGAUAAUGUGGAUGAAGCUCUCAAAGAAGCUGAGUUGUGUGUUUGCAAAGAGCUGAAGACAGACUUAACAGAGCAUGAUGAGAAAGAGAAAGGAAUAAUUAAGAGUGCAUACAGUAAAGUUAUGCAUAAAGUUCGUCAAGAGCAAAAUCUGAUCACAGUCAUACAAAAAACAUACUUGGCCAGUGUUGAGUUCAAAAAACAAGCUGAGGAAUGGCUGAAUAGACGACCUAAUUCUGACAACUUAUUAUCAAUCAAAAAAACCGUGAAAAGUUUGAAGGCCCAGUUGAGAUGGAAGUUGACUGAGAAGAACAACCUUGAGGAAGCUGAUGAUUACAGUGAGCUUGAAAUUACAAGAAUAAAAGAAGAAAUUGCUGCUCUGCGAAAUAAGCUUUUUCAGGAAAUAUAUAAGGAACGAGAAGAAUAUGAGAAACUUGCAUAUUUAGUACAGAAAUGGUUCCCUGAGCUGCCCCUUCUGUAUCCAGAAGCAGGAAUUCUAACCUACAUGAAUUCAGGUGGGCUUCUAUCGCACAGCCUGGAGCGAGACCUUUUAGAUGCUGAGCCCAUGAAGAAACUGAGCACAAAGCGGCCAUUAGUGUGUUCAGAAAUUCAGGAUCAGAAGGUUCUUCUAAAGGGAUAUUCUGUAGAUGUGAGCUCAGAAGCCAAAGUGAUAGAGAGAGUUGCCAAGUAUCACAGAGCCUGGGAUCAGCAGAAGGAGAAAUCCAGUUUAUUACAACUGUUGUUUCUUCUUUUCUGCAAGUCUGAUCCUCUGGUGUAUUUAAUGGUCCCAUACUACCCUGGAGCAAGUCUGACUGUUGUACAGGCUGAUGCACCUUUAACUUUAGAAGAGACAUUAAAAGUGAUGAAAGGAGUGGCACAAGGUCUGCAAACGUUGCAUGGAGCUAAUAUAGUACAUGGAUCUCUGCAUGGAAAUAAUGUUUUUGCUGUGAAUCGAAAACAAGGAAUUGUUGGAGACUUUGACUUCACUAAAUCGGAGGAGCAACGUGCUGCUGCAGACACAAUGGUUAUUGGUACCCUGAGCUUGGUUUCUCCUGAACUGAAGAUGGGACAGCCAGCUUCUCCAGCCUCUGACAUGUAUGCCUAUGGCUGCCUUCUGUUCUGGCUUUGCAUUCAAAACCAGGAAUUUGGCAUAAAAGAAGAUGGAACACCUGAGGUGGAUGCAGUUGGCAUGGAUGAUAAAGUUAAAUCUCUUAUCCUGAAUUUGUUCCGCUGUGACAGACUGACAGCUGAGCAGGUGCUGAGGGAUGAUUGCUUCCUCUUAGUUGAUGCCAUUCCAGUUCCUUCACAGCUAGGUGAAGAGCAUGAGCUGCCUGAGGAACAUGAUUCUGAGAAGACAGAUGAAGAAGAUGCAGUUAACUCCAAGAAGAAUGCAGUAAACCCUACCCAAUAGACAAGGAACUUGUCCAUGAGGUGUCUGACACUUGUUUUUUGUUUCAUUUUGAGAUAAGUUGUCCUGAUUUAAAAUCUCAAAAUAUAAAAGGUUUGGUAGGCACGGUCAUGUUUUGUGAGGUUUAUAUAAUCUCUGUUUUCUUUUAAGUACAUAGUCUAAGAGCUCAGAAAUGUGAUUUUUCCUUAAUUUGUUACCCUUUUCUUUGCCUGUUAUGUAGGCUUUGCACUUAUGAAGUAUAGUUUGUUAAUGCCAGAAGUAUUUAAGAUUGAGGUCUAGUGACUUUUGUAUCCAGUUUUCUAUCCCUCUUCUUGCUGCAGUUCCAGAAAACAUGUUCCUGCUAGAGAUACUCUAGGGUGUUACCUUUUCAGUUAAGUUUUUUGUUACUGCAGUCAAAGUAUUUCCUACUGUAACUGUCCUCAGGAUUUAAGAAGAAAAAAACAACAGCUUCCACAACUGGUCAGGAAGAUAGGAAGCAAGCUGCCUCUUUUCUCUUUCUGCACUAAAAGAUUUCUAAAUAGCAAACAUUGUUUCAGUUGCUCUUUCACAGUGUUGCUGUGCUAAGUGGAAUACUGUCACACAUGUUGCAGUAAUCACUGCUUAUCUGCUCCACUGUGUAUAUCGUCUGUUCUUAGGUAUUGUUGACUGUAGUUUGGCAUUUUGAGCAUGUUUUCUUGCCUGCAGUGCUUUUCUGUUAGCAUUGAAAGAGUUUUGUUAGCUCUUUAUUUUAAUAGGAAACUGUUGCUUAUCUAUAGUUCUCCUCCUUUCUUGGGAGGGAGAAAGGUUAAUGUUCAGAGUUUCUGUAGCAAUGUAUUUAGCCUCUGGGUGUUGCUCUUGGACAGUGCUGUUGGCAGACUAGUAUUUUGCAGAGGAAUUAUUGAAGAUGCGUGUUGUCAGAUGAAGAAUGUAAAAAAUUGGUGUGUAAUGGGCGAGAUGCAGCAGCAGGGAAACCAGGAAGCCCUCAGGUACAAUAAUAGUCAACAGCAGAAUAUAUCAUUCUGGCAGUUCCUUCUGUGAUAACAGGCUGGCUUGCCUGUGCCACUGUUCUUUACUCAAAGUAGCAUGUAAAAUGCCCAGUCCUAUUUUCAUUGAAUUGUAAUGAUUUUUUAUUUCUAGUGUGUAUGUAAUGAAUGUUAUUAAAAUACUUGUUAAAAUAAUUUGGACUUCUUGGUUAGUGUGAUUAAUGUAUUUCUGUUACUGAAAUCACGGAAGACUAAUUCCUUCCUUUUUGUUGGUGAAAACAACAACUGUAAGCAGUUCUAUGGGAUGCUUUCCAAAUGCUGACUGAAGCCUUUUGCUGUUGAUAAACUCUAACUUUAAUAUUAAACACUGAACACAGUUUGUAACUCUUACUUGAUGUUCUGUCAUUUAAUAAACUUUUGCCCUGUUUUCUGCACCUGCUUUCUCUGCGCAACCUAAACUGUACUUAAAUCCCCCAAUUUC
This is a messenger RNA of Phasianus colchicus (ring-necked pheasant), 4889 nucleotides long. RefSeq names its product serine/threonine kinase 31 (gene STK31). Gene Ontology annotation, molecular function: ATP binding; protein kinase activity. Lineage: Eukaryota; Metazoa; Chordata; Aves; Galliformes; Phasianidae. The record is from RefSeq and is a predicted model, not a curated record. Gene Ontology annotation, biological process: protein phosphorylation.